Messenger RNA from Phoenix dactylifera (date palm), 1573 nucleotides. RefSeq names its product FCS-Like Zinc finger 10. Lineage: Eukaryota; Viridiplantae; Streptophyta; Magnoliopsida; Arecales; Arecaceae. The record is from RefSeq and is a predicted model, not a curated record.
CGGAAGCCACUCUACCUCACCAAUAUUGAUGCAGGAAAGCAACUUCCACCAUGAGAGAGAGCCGUGAACGCCUCAAUGUCAGAUAUAUCCAUACCUUCCAGGUCUUCAGAGGCUCUGUAAGGGCUUCUUAGAAAGAGAGCGGAGGAAAACAACAAGGAGUUUUGUUUGUUUUUCUGGGUGGAGGGGUGCUGAGAAACAAUGCUUAUGAAGAGCAGCAGGAAUAUUCAGAAAGAUCAAAAGACCCGGAGUGCCCCAAUGAUUGGAGUCUCUAAUCUGCAUGCAAGGUUGAACACCAUGGGAUUAUUUGGUUUGGAUUCAUCCAGUAGUCCUACAUCUCCUUUAGAUCACAAGGUCCUCUCAAAUGCUGGAGGCCCUUGUGUUAGCUCCCCUAGAUCGCCAGUCCUUGAUGGGCAUCCAAAGAACAGUACACACCGCAACAAGGUUGGGCUUGGCUUGGUAGAUUCUCUCACUGAUGAGGUCAUGCCUCUUGGAAAUGUUUUAAGGUUUUUCCGAGAGUAAGAAAGUAGUAUUAGGAUCAAAGAUUGGGAUACAAAUCCCAGGUCCCAAGACCCUUUCGGUUAAAAAUGUUUUGUUAGAUAAUCCUUCAAUAACGGCUCUCAAAUCAUUACCUGAAAACAAUGGGAGUUCUCUGCAAGCACCUGCUGAUUGCUUCCAUCUCAGAAUUGGUCAGCAAAAGACUGAGCUAGAAUCCGAAAUAGCUGGAAUGCAGAGUGAGAAUGGUGGUAGUAUUGAUGGGGAUAAUCAGAAGUUUAAUUCUGAAAUUUCUGAGUCGGAGACAAAGAAUUCAACGUCAGAUUCUCUGACUAUAUCUAAUGAUUCUUCUUGUGAUUUUAUCGGUUCUCUCUCUAUCAGCGAUAUCGAGCAAUCUGAAGACUACACCUGCAUUAUUUCACAUGGUGAUAACCCGCGAACAACUCAUAUCUUUGGGGAUUGCAUAUUGGAGAGCCAAGUUGAUCGGUCGCCUGAUGGUAAGCAUAAGCACAGGGAAGAUAGGGGAGAGUCUCCCUGGGAGGUUAAGCCUUCUGAAGAAGUGCCACUCCAUUCCAGGACUGAUUUUUUGAGCUUCUGUUAUUCAUGCAAAAGGAAACUGAAAGAAGAGGAUGAUAUUUACAUUUACAGAGGUGAGAAAGCUUUUUGCAGCUGCGAAUGCCGAGCUCAAGAGAUUCUAAUUGAAGAGAAAAUAGAUAGCAUAUGAUAGAUUCUUCAGAUUCUCCUGGUUCAUCCUUUCAGGAGGACAUCUUCAUGGAGGAUGAUUGGAACUACGUGAGCUCGAGGAUUGCUUGUCCAUUCCCACUGGUCACCGAAUGAGGAAGGUGGCCGCAUAGAGAAUUUGACCGAGCUUUAUAUAUGAAUAACCAGUGGCUAAGGAUGAUCACAAUGGAAAUUCAAUUGUUUGCUAACGUCUCUGCAUUUACAGUGCUAUUAGUGGGUUUGCCUGGAAAUUCUCUCUUUUCCAUCUCUUUUUAAGUUCCAGAAUUUGAAUUAACGAUAGGAAUUGUCUUCCGUCCAGUAAUUCUGAUAAAAAAGACUAGCUACUGUAUGGGAUUCUGAA